UGAGACAUGCAGCUUGUUGACACAUGUACUAGAUGAACAUUUAUCUCCUCUGCUGGUAGUAUUUAUUCUUUUCCUAUACCGUCAGCCAAAGUACCCGGGUGAGUUGCCGGAAAGGCCAAACCGAAUCGAAAUUCUUCGAUCGGAGCAGAGUGGAGGACAUACAUAAUGAUGACCAGACGAGAUCAUCAUCUUAUUUGUAGUGAAGCCCAGCAGCUGAUGAUUCACACUUGAGGAGCGCUGUUAUUUCAAGGCGUGAACAAUUCAUGCAUAAGAAGAAGAACACAGAGUCAAAAAGUCUUAUAGUUUAGUAAUCCUGGAUGGCAUUGCGACAUUCGUCGACACGCCCAACUUCCCUGACAAGAUUAGAGAGCAUCAAGCUGGAUGAGGUGAUUGCAACCACCCUGCGUAUGUAGUAGUAGUGGUCGUAGUGGUGGUGGUAGCAGUGACCCCGCAGGGACAGCCCUUCUGAACAAGGCUCCAUUACGGCGAAAUGAGUGGAUUUGCAAGCUCUACCCCCACGGCGCUCCAGCUCCUCAUUGACGAAAUAAAGUUUCAACAGCAGAAGGAGCUUCAGUUCGCUGCACUUCAAGAUACUGGCGGAUUUCUAAGACACGGGACCACGUUUUGGACAGAUAUCUUUGUGAGACACUUCUUGUUCCAACUGGAUAGAUCCAUUGAUGCAGACGAUUUACUCUUCUUUAUUCGCAAGCGUCAUGUUCGAACCACUCUCACGAUGCCAAAAUUUCAGACGGAUGUGGAAGUGUUCAGAAAAGAUAGCAAGAAACUGCCGAUCGGUGACCCAGAAAUUGAAUGGAAAGAGACCGUAUUCCUCAAUCUCAUUAUUCAUCACUUGGAGUACACGCUAACUCUUGCAAUUUGUACGAGGACUAGUCCAAAAGACCUCCAAGUUCUCAAGAGACAUACUCAGAAGGUGUAUGCGUCGCCAAGCCGUCGUAGGAUGGACACCAAGGGGGACUUAGAAGAGAUCACAUAUCCACACAUCUCAUUCAUGGUUGACAACUUUGAUGAGGUGUACAGUGACAUGAGCGUACGAGAUGGUGAAAUGGUGUGCGUGGAACUCGUAGGGUCAGACAGAGAUCAUGGAUUUCAAGUGGUCCUUUUCCUCGGGUCCAUUCGGUAUGAUGCCUUGAAGAGAGUUUACGAAUCUCGGGCAAGUCUUGGCAGCAAAAUGGCUCAGAAAAUGACGUUUGGAUUUUUUGGCGGCUCGAGUCAAAGGGUGGAAUAUGUUCGUCUUCGUGGUCCGCAUGACAAAGGACAUGCAGAAAUUGCCGUAUCAAAGCCAAAAGGUUCAGGGGUUGAAACACCUACGUCAGAACCAGGAUUUAGCAUGACGGAUGGAAUGUGGGAUUCUGAAUCAGAGUCUGACACAGAAGAAUUUGUGUUCAAACAUCAUAGAAGAUUGAGUGACCCAAGUUCCAAUUUGCAAAACUACACGCGCAAUACGGGUUGGAAACCCAAGGGAGGAGGUUGUAGCUCUGGUGCUGAUGGGAAAAGAACUCGCUCCCAAAGCGACGGUUUGGACCAUUGUGGCCUUGCUGAAAUAGAAGCAGGCGAUCUGAGGGAUGAAGGGAGGGAGGACGAGGUUUGGUCCUUGCGGGGAUGUUGUCCCCCUAGUCACAGGACUUGUUCAGAGUGCUGUUCUUGCGCUUGUUGUGCUUGUCCUCCUCGCCCCUUUCCUCGAUCCCAAUCCCUUAGACUUGAUUCCAUACCACUAAACCAGCUAGGAAACCGCUCGCAUAGUCAUCAUCAUCGACACCCACCGUCAUCACAGCAUUAUUGCGAGUUGGAGUCACAAUUUUAUCAUCAGCAGAGACGACAAAGCAGCAGCCGAGUCCGAGUUCGUCGACACCCACUCAUUCCGAGCAAGACGGUGGUCGACCCUCCAUGGCGGAGCAAUUCCUUCACUUUCCCAGACAAUAAAAAGUCCAAUUCCGUGGCGUGCCUGACUGAUGCAAGACUGAUUUGUCGAGAAAAGCUACUCCAAGCCGUGCCCAACAAAUUGAGCAGCACUGGGGUCAGAGUCCUCUACGUUUGCGACGUCCCUCUUGAAGCGGAAACCAAUAAGACUGAACUGGAUGACGGAGCUUACAAUCCGCUGUGGACUAUGAGAGGAAAUACGCAGUCAUUUCACAUGUGGAGAGAAAACAGACGGCAACAGUCCACCCCUCUCAACGCUUUCCUCACCUAUAUCUCUUUACCAGCUUCGACCAUAAUCAAAGAUAUUCUGGAGAACCAUGAAGAACCAGUAUUGACCUUUUAACAACUCAAAUUACCUUAAUGAACCAUUUUGGAUUACUCUCAUUCCUUGAGGUUGCUGCCGUGACACGAUUGCCAAACAAAAAGAUAUGCACAUUCACAUCACGUUGUUUCCAAAUUUUGUAUAUUUUUUGUCAUUUGCACUACCCAUAAAUAAAUGUUGUUUACUCUGUA
This is a messenger RNA of Folsomia candida, 2451 nucleotides long. RefSeq lists its product as uncharacterized. The record is from RefSeq and is a predicted model, not a curated record. NCBI's taxonomy places the organism in Eukaryota, Metazoa, Arthropoda, Collembola, Entomobryomorpha, Isotomidae. The transcript has 12 exons. The coding region runs from base 491 to 2281 and encodes 596 amino acids.